CACUGUAAAUUUACAGGUGCUCUUUCACCUGACUGGUAGUUUAUUUAAUUAUUUUUUAGUUUUAUAGCAUGUCUGAGGACUUAAUUGUUUAAUAUCUCAUAGAGCAUAUAAACAAGUGCUUCUUUGAGGAUUUCCGGUAUGGAGUUUGGACCCCCAAAGAUGUGCACCCACUUAUGUUAGGCUGACGUGAGGUGAUAUGCUACAUAUUGUUUCGGGUUAAGUGGUGUACACGCAAUCAACCAGGACGGACAAUUGUGGUGUAUGAGAGAUACCGCUUACUUGUCAACAAAACAACCCUUUUUAACUUUGGAAUAAUGUAAAUAUGAGAGACAAAAAAGAUAAUAAAGGAAUUGCCAGUCCUCAAAAUCAAAACGCCACUUAUGCGAAUGUAGCGUACGGAUCGUCACCGGAUGUGAACCUUGCUCCAGCGGGGACAACAAAUGUGUACGAGAGUUUAAGAAUUUCUCAGCCAAUCGAGAGAGGAACUACACCUCCCAAAGAGAUAACUCAGCCAAAAAAGUAUCAGAUCAACAGGCGGUUGCUCAUUGCAUUGGUGAUAGUAGGAAUAGUAUGUGCCGCACUGGUUGCUAUUGUUGCUUGGUCACUUGCCUUUAACCCUAAGGGAAUAGGCCAAGAACAGGACCUGAAUAAUGAGAGUUUGGUUUCAUCAAGGAAUGGUUCAAAUUUGACCGACCAUUGCCUAAGCAAACCUUGCAGAAAUGGCGGCACGUGCGAGAACUCAGUGGCCUCGUUCCGAUGUUUUUGUUCCCUGGAUUACCAAGGCACAUAUUGUGAAAACAGGGUGGACCAUUGUCUUAGCUCACCCUGCAAAAAUGGUGCCUUGUGUGUAAAUUUGGCAACUACGUUUCGUUGCUCUUGUACUUCCGGUUUUCAAGGCGAAACAUGCGAAUACGAUAUAAAUGAAUGUUUUAACAACCCAUGUGCCAUUGGUGCCACCUGUCAAAACAGCUAUGGUGGAUUUCACUGCAGUUGUCCUCGUGGUUUUACCGGAACGUACUGCCAGCUAGGAAUCAAUGAAUGUUCCAGCCGGCCUUGUCAGAAUGGUGGAACGUGUGUUGACAUGGUGAAUUCUUAUCGUUGUUUGUGUUCUGCCGGGUACCAAGGGACAAAUUGCCAAGUUAGAGACUAUUGUCACAACCAGCCCUGUCAAAAUGGCGCCACAUGUAGGAAUCAAACUUCUACGUAUAUUUGCAGCUGCCAUUCUGGGUAUACCGGCAGAAAUUGUGAAUCAGGUAUCGAUGAAUGUUCCAGUCAUCCUUGUCAGAAUAAUGGAACGUGUGUUGACAUGGUGAACUCUUAUCGAUGUUUUUGUUCUGUCGGGUACUACGGGACACAUUGCCAAGUUAGAGACCAAUGUCACAGCCAGCCCUGCCAAAAUGGCGCCACGUGCAUCAGUCAAAGUUCCUCGUAUUCUUGCAACUGCCGUUCUGGAUACACCGGCCGGAAUUGUGAAUCAGCUUUGCUGUACGGAUCCCUGUACCGUCUUGUUGGAACAAUUACCAUUGGAAACUACAGUGGCAGAGUUGAAGUGUAUCAUAAUGGAAGUUGGGGAACAGUUUGCGAUGACAGCUGGGAUAACACAGAUGCCCAAGUUUUCUGCAGGUCUUUAAAUCUUCCAUAUUCCAGAGCACUUGGCAAACAAAGUGCGUAUUUUGGGUCAGGUAGUGGAAAAAUAUGGUUGGACGAUGUCCACUGCACAGGAUCCGAAUCCAACAUUGCAUCAUGUUCUCACAACGGUUGGGGGAUUCAUAAUUGCGGGCACAGUGAAGAUGCUGGAGUUAUUUGCUAUUGAAAAUGCAUCUCAUAACAAACUGUUUAAAAUGUGUCACCUCUUUUAGCUGACUGAGCCAAAUGCAGAGAGUGAGAGACAAAAGUUUGACACCAUAUUGCUGUCAGAUGAAUAACAAUGAUUUUUCAUUUUGUGUUUUGAUGAUAUUUGGUUAUGAAAACUUUCUGUCAGAUUUAAAUUUCAGUACUGUAACUUUGCAUUAAGUGUUAUGUCAGAAUUAAUAUUUUGUCAGAUUUUCUGGAUCACGAGUCGGGACAAAAUUUUCUGUUAUUGGGAUAUUAAAAUUUAAAUGUUUACCAUAGUUAAGGAAUGCAUGUUCCCUUUCAUCCAGUGGAGUGAUUUCACAUAAGAUAUCAUGCCAUUGUUUUUUUUGUUUUUUUUUUUUCGAAAAUCUCAUUUCUCGUUUACAGUUCAGUGUCGGGUUCUCUCAUCUCCCUCAGAUGACCCCCUUUACUCGUCUUCGAAGCCAUCCAAGCUCCAGCAGAUGCCUAGUUGUCUGGCUAGUCUCGUGACCAGUCUAUCGAUUCUAAGCUCCUUCUUUCUUUAAGGAGUCUCACUCGGGCUCCUCCAAAUCCAUUUUAGCUACCCUGUUAUUGCUUGGGAUGAGAUAAAAUAAGUUAAACCCAAAGCUUGUCGACUGGUUAUUAGUCUUAAAGUUUUAAACCGCACUUAAAUAGUUUUUAUGUUUAUAAUGUCAUAAAUUUCCUAUUAUUAUUGUCGUAGUUAAUUUAUUUCGAUUUAAAGUAAGCUAGUUACUAAAACUAUGGCAUAAUACAUGUAUUUUUUUCAAGUUUUGAAAAUUUAUAUUGUAAAUAACUUUAAAGUGAAUUGAAAUGUAUAUAAUGGGGUAUUAUCUAUAAAAUAUAAUUAUAUAAUUAUGUAUUAUUAUUAUUAUCAUUGCU
Messenger RNA from Lingula anatina, 2712 nucleotides. RefSeq lists its product as uncharacterized. Gene Ontology annotation, molecular function: calcium ion binding. Lineage: Eukaryota; Metazoa; Brachiopoda; Lingulata; Lingulida; Lingulidae. The record is from RefSeq and is a predicted model, not a curated record. Gene Ontology annotation, cellular component: membrane.